Messenger RNA from Ectocarpus siliculosus, 141 nucleotides. The record is from the annotation of a GenBank genome assembly. Lineage: Eukaryota; Phaeophyceae; Ectocarpales; Ectocarpaceae.
AUGGAGGGGACUGGCGACAGACGCGAGGUACCUACGUCUUCGCAGCGGACAGGCACGAGGGUAGCGGUGGUGAUGACCAGCUCCCUGGAGCAGUGGGGAGGCCUCUUCGAGCCUCAACCGGUGAAAUCGGUACGUCUUUAA